Messenger RNA from Rhizopus microsporus ATCC 52813, 593 nucleotides. RefSeq lists its product as uncharacterized. NCBI's taxonomy places the organism in Eukaryota, Fungi, Mucoromycota, Mucoromycetes, Mucorales, Rhizopodaceae. The transcript has a single exon. The record is from RefSeq and is a predicted model, not a curated record. The coding region runs from base 295 to 570 and encodes 91 amino acids.
UGUAUAUAUAUAUAUAUAUAUGUGCGUGUGUACAUGCGUGUGUGUACAUAUGUGUGUGUGUGUGUGUUUAUAUGUACCUGACAAAAAAGGGGGAGGCUUUGUUGCGGUCAAUCAAUUCAUCUAUUUUCCGAUAAUUUCUUUAAUUUUGUUGUAUUGAUAAAAAGCCCUUUAUCUUGGUUCAUUUUUUUUAUGUAUUAGUUACUCUGUGCUUUUCAUUUUCUUGAGUUGAGUCUAUCAUUUUGUCUAUGAAUUUCAUGCUUACUGUGUUGUCUUGCAUUCCAAUUAUAGUAAAUGAUGAAAAUACGGAAAAAGGCUUCCGCGAAUGAAUUUCCGCAGCUGAAUGAACGAACUAUUUCGAAAAAUCCAUCUUUACUCCUUUUUUUGGGAUCUUUCAUUGAUCACAAAAAAGGGGGAAAACAAAAGAGAAAAAGAGUGAAAGAGAGAAAGACUGUUGUAAUCAUUAUUGACUAUUUCUGUUUUAUCUGUGGAUUGAUUGAUAUUUCCUUGAUUGCUGCGGGCGCACGCGUUGACAAUGAAAGAAAGAAAGAAAUUGAUAUGAAUUGUUUUUAAUUGAAAUAAAAAAGCAAGGAGAG